ACAGGGAGAGAGGGUCGGAGAGGAACUCUAGGAGUGUAGACAGGGAGAGAGAGGGUCGGAGAGGAACUCUAGGAGUGAAGACAGGGAGAGAGAGGGUCGGAGAGGGACUCUAGGAGCGAAGACAGGGAGAGAGAGGGUCGGAGAGGAACUCUAGGAGUGUAGACAGGGAGAGAGAGGGUCGGAGAGGAACUCUAGGAGUGAAGACAGGGAGAGAGAGGGUCGGAGAGGGACUCUAGGAGCGAAGACAGGGAGAGAGGGGAUCGGAGAGGAACUCUAGGAGUGAAGACAGGGAGAGAGGGGAUCGGAGAGGAACUCUAGGAGCGAAGACAGGGAGAGAGGGGGUCGGAGAGGAACUCUAGGAGCGAAGACAGAGAGAGAGGGUCGGAGAGGAACUCUAGGAGCGAAGACAGGAGUGUGUCCCGUAGUGUGGAACGGCCUUGUCUUGUUGUGGUCAGCGGUGAGCUGGUCUGGUGUUUCCUGUCCAUUCAAGGGCAUUUCAUCUGCUGAGACCUGGACAGGAGAGAGACAGCGGAGAAGAGCAACCAGCUACAUAGGCCUCACUGGGUUGGAGAGAGAGAGAGAGGGACGGGGGGAGGAGGGAGAGACACAGAAGGAAGGAGGCUACGAGGGGAACCACAUGGUCUCAGUCCCACAGGGAGUUACUCUUCUGGGGACAGUAGACUGACAAGCCACAGUAAUCUGCUUCUACCAUGGGAGACUGGAAUCUGUUGGGGAAGUUGUUGGAGAAAGCCCAGGAACACAGCACCGUAGUCGGAAAGGUCUGGCUCACCGUCCUCUUCAUCUUUAGGAUCCUGGUCCUGAGCGCCGCAGCAGAGAAGGUGUGGGGAGACGAGCAAUCAGGGUUCACCUGCGACACCAAGCAGCCUGGAUGUGAGAACGUCUGUUAUGACAUCACCUUCCCCAUCUCUCACGUCCGCUUCUGGGUCCUCCAGAUCAUAUUUGUCUCCACGCCCACCCUCAUUUACCUGGGUCAUAUAUUACACCUGGUGAGGAUGGAAGAGAAACAGAAGCAGAGAGAGAAGGACGCAGAGCGGGCCGGGGACAAACCACCUUUGCUGGAAACCAAGACCUGUAAGGCCCCGGUGAGGGACGACAGGGGUAGGGUUCGACUGAAGGGGGAACUACUGAGAACCUACGUGUUUAACGUCAUCUUCAAGACGCUGUUCGAAGUGGGCUUCAUCGUCAUGCAGUACCUGCUCUAUGGCUUCCAGCUGCAGCCCAUGUACACCUGUGAUCGCUCGCCUUGCCCCAACACGGUCAACUGCUACAUCUCCCGUCCCACAGAGAAAACCAUCUUUAUCAUCUUCAUGCUAGUAGUGGCCAGUUUGUCUCUGUUCCUCAACCUGAUAGAGAUGUACCACCUGGGGUGCACUAAGUGUCGUCAGGGCAUCAAGUACAACCGAGAGGAUCUGAGCUCAGACUCUGUCUCCAAGGAGCCCAGCGAGGUGGACGAGGCUGUACCGUACGCUCCCAGCUACGACCAUUACCACGGAGGCCAGCCAGCCUACCCCCAACUCCAACCAGCCAAGCAGGUCCAGUCAGCAUACCCUCCUGUCCCCAGCUAUAACAUGUCCCCUCUAUCUGAGGAGACUGACUCCACCUACCAGCCCUACCACAACAAGGCAGCCUACAAGCAGAACAAGGACAACUUGGCGGUGGAGAGGAGUGGCAGCAGGCAGCCGGAAGAGGAGGGGGACUUGAAAGGGAAGAAGGGCGGAGGAGAAACGUGGGGGGGAUCGGAGCCAGGUUCCCCAUCACUAGCCCGGGCUGGACGCAGCGCUGCUAAACACGGCAACAACAAGACCAGAAUAGACGAUCUGAAGAUCUGAGAGGGGCUUAGGUUGCUGUGACGAUGUCUUAGGUUCCUGCCGUGGGUCUUAUGUUGCUUGAAAGGCAUUCUUAGGGUUCUGUCCCAAAUGGCACUCUAUUCCCUAUAUAGUGCACUACCUUUGACCGAGGCCUGAGACGGUCCAAAGUAGAUCACUAUAUAGGGAAUAGGGUGCCAUUUGGGACACAGAUGUGUCCAACAGACCCGAGGCCAUCCUGCCCCCUGGUGGCCUGGUGGAUAGCAGAGCUUUGACUCACUGGGGGGGGGGGGGAUUGACAUUUGUAGGACACACAAAUAAACUUUGAACGUUACGUUUGUAAAAAAACACGAUCUAUGAAGGACAAAUAAAUCCACUGUUACGUUUGUAAAAAAAAAAACACGAUCUAUGAAGCGACAAAUAAAUCCACUGUUACGUUUGUAAAAAAAAAACACGAUCUAUGAAGGACAAAUGGGUUUCAUAAUAGAUGACGAACCGCGACGUCUUAAAAACUCUUUUAGAAAACCUUCUGGUCCUGGUUUCUACGUGGGAUAGAAGGAUUUACGUCCCGUUAAAUACAACAACUAUUAUUGAAAAUGUUUGUACAUUUCAGACUCUGAAGAAUAAGAGGAAAUAUUUGACAUGUGUGUUGUAGUAAAGACGCUAUCUUUGGGGAAAAGGAUGUUAUUUAACAUUUGACCAAGUAAAAACAUGUUUGAAUGAA
Salmo salar (Atlantic salmon) is the source of this 2550-nucleotide messenger RNA. RefSeq names its product gap junction Cx32.2 protein. Lineage: Eukaryota; Metazoa; Chordata; Actinopteri; Salmoniformes; Salmonidae. Gene Ontology annotation, biological process: cell-cell signaling. Gene Ontology annotation, molecular function: gap junction channel activity. The record is from RefSeq and is a predicted model, not a curated record. Gene Ontology annotation, cellular component: connexin complex.